Brassica oleracea var. oleracea is the source of this 851-nucleotide messenger RNA. RefSeq names its product 14 kDa zinc-binding protein. The coding region runs from base 77 to 628 and encodes 183 amino acids. NCBI's taxonomy places the organism in Eukaryota, Viridiplantae, Streptophyta, Magnoliopsida, Brassicales, Brassicaceae. Gene Ontology annotation, biological process: purine ribonucleotide metabolic process; sulfur compound metabolic process. Gene Ontology annotation, cellular component: cytoplasm. The transcript is spliced from 6 exons. The record is from RefSeq and is a predicted model, not a curated record. Gene Ontology annotation, molecular function: adenylylsulfatase activity.
GAUUCGCUACGACGAGGUCUGUACAAAGACUCGCUACGAAGUCGAUCGAAAUGGUUGUCGAAGCAGAGCUUCUUGAAUGGCUGUCACUUCCUCCUCUAUGAUGCUGCUCCGGAACCUCCCUACGGUGGGGAGGAUUGCUCAGUCUGUUCGAGCGAACUCAAGAAUCUUCUCUACCGGAGAGAUUAUUCGGGUUCUUCCUCGUAUUGCUUCUCCAAGAUCCAUCUCUUCUACUCGUGCCGCACACAAUGAAGAGGCGGCCGCGAAAGCUGCUUCUGACACCGGAGCCCCGACCAUAUUUGACAAGAUCAUAGCGAAAGAGAUUCCAUCAGACAUUGUCUAUGAAGAUGAGAAUGUUUUGGCAUUCAGAGACAUAAACCCACAGGCUCCUGUUCAUGUUUUGGUCAUCCCUAAGUUGAGAGAUGGCUUGACCACGCUUGGCAAGGCUGAGCCAAGACACAUAGAAGUUCUAGGUCAACUUCUGCACGCAUCAAAGAUUGUUGCUGAGAAAGAAGGCAUUGUGGAUGGGUUCCGUGUGGUUAUAAACAACGGUGCUGAAGGAUGCCAAUCCGUUUACCAUCUUCAUCUCCACGUCCUUGGGGGCCGACAGAUGAAGUGGCCACCUGGUUAGGAAGAGAGAUUCAUGCCAAACCAAAUCAUGUACAAUCAGCGAGCUCAUCAAUGACUGUUCUUUUUCUUUGGGCAAAAUCAGUUACUGUUCUAGCUGUUCAAAUUCUGUUAAUUGUAAUCCUUUUCUCGUCUCUGAUUUACUAGUUGUUACCUAUCAUUUGGUAAAAUAAACUAUCCGUUCCUAAAAAAAUGAAUUUAUAAGAAAGUUAUUUUGUUUUGGUAAA